Molecule: messenger RNA, 755 nt
Organism: Ochotona princeps (American pika)
Lineage: Eukaryota; Metazoa; Chordata; Mammalia; Lagomorpha; Ochotonidae
Gene: SPINK1
Product: serine peptidase inhibitor Kazal type 1
Exons: 5
Coding region: 288-527 (79 amino acids)
Molecular function (GO): serine-type endopeptidase inhibitor activity; protein binding
Source: RefSeq, a predicted model, not a curated record
CCACAGAAAGACUUGGGGAUCAAACUAAUAGAUUGAACACCAGAUCUGUUUUUCCAGACAGAAUUGUAGGUCCACUGUUCCAUUGAUCUUCUUACACAGGUGGCAUUCCUCAAACCUGGAGACCAGAAUGUGAUGUAGUCAAUUAAUAACCAAGCACACCUGUUACACGGUGCAGCAGGUGGAGCCCGUGUUGCCAUCUGUCUAUAAGAAUCCUCCAGCUCUAGGACAGUGAAGAGAAUUGGUAACGUCAGUGCAGUUUUACCAGCUUCUUGUAUAGAACUUCAGUCAUGAAGCUAACAAUCGUCUUGCUUCUGGGUGCCUUUGCCCUGCUGAGUUUAUCUGAUAAAACCAGAGCUGACUCCCAGGGAAGAAUGGCCAAUUGUAACAGUGAAGGUACUGGAUGCCCUAGGAAUUACAACCCUGUCUGUGGUUCUGAUGGAAAUACUUAUUCCAAUGAAUGUAUGCUAUGUAUUGAAAACCAGAAGCGCCAGACACCCGUCCUCAUUCGAAAGUCUGGGCCUUGCUGAGAACCCAGAGUUCUGAAAUCCCCUAAGGUCACCAGAAUGCCAGACUGGCCUGGUUACCGAAUAAAUGCAUGCAUCUGAAUAGCACUUGCUGUGGCAACAUGCUUUUUCCUCAAAGGAAGUGUGUGGAUUACUAUGCCCAUGUCUGGAAGUUAUGCUUUAAAAGAGCUGACAUUCAAACUGGAGUGUGCUGAGAGAAGGGACUGAUAAGAAUUUGAAAAUUUGUCUGUG